GAGAUCAGCAUCAGAUUUUUUCAGUGAGGAAUCUUUUCGUUUGAGAUCAACGUUUACUAAUUUCAGGUUGAUGUUAUGGUAACUCUGGUUUUCAUCGUAGUGAGCUGAUGACGUCUGGCUCUGGCUGUCUGUCUGACGUCUGAUUGUUUUGGUUGUGAUUAUCCUUCGCACAAAGUAAAUUCUCGACUUUUCAUACACAAUAUUAUUAUAGUGAUCUUGUUAAAUCAUGAUUUAUUAAAUCCAUCAGUGAAAUUCGGCUUAGUGCACUUUGUUUUCAAUUUUAAAUGAAUGUGUAAAACUCUUAUCUGGAAGUUUGCCUGAAUUUUUUUUUAACAUCUACUUGGCUGUAUCAAGGAUCGAGUCUUCUGAUAAUUAAAAUAAGGAUGCGUAAGUCGGAGACGACGGCGGACAGUCACUCGACGUGUUCGUCAGGAGCGUCUGCGUCGGCGUCGGCGUCUCGCAACAAACGAGGCCUGGCGCGAUUCUCGCUGCGACGUCUGCUCUACUCCAGUCCGCUGCUGGCCAGGCGGAUUCGCGCCGCUGCCACUGGGGGACCAUCCCGGGCCACUUUCUGUCAGACAGCUGGGGCACGAGAUGCAAAAGCCGGCCAAUCACGUGAUAUGGAGAAAGGCGAUUUGCCUCGUAGCUCUAGCAAAGCGUCUGUCGCAAAGAGUGAGAGCGGUGAUGUGGGUGGCCUGGUGGAGUGUCCACUGUGCUUGGCCGAGCUGCCGUCAGAGUACUUCCCUCGGCUGUGCACCUGUCCGCACCGGUCCUGCUACGACUGCUUCCAGCAGUAUCUGCGCAUCGAGAUAUCUGAGUCCAGGAUAGGAGUCGCUUGUCCUGAGUGCUCUGAGCCUAUGCACCCCAACGAUAUAAGGAUGAUAUUGAAUGACAAGACGCAAUAUGAGAAAUAUGAAGACUUCAUGGUGCGCAGAGUGUUGGCAGUUGACCCUGACACGCGUUGGUGUCCGGCACCCGACUGCAGCUAUGCAGUAAUAGCAGCAGGUUGCGCGAGCUGCCCGAAGAUCAGGUGCGAGAGAGAGGGCUGCGACUCGUACUUCUGCUACCACUGCAAGGCCGGCUGGCACCCCAACCAGACGUGCGACGCGGCGCGCGCCCAGCGAUCGCCCAACGUACGCUCGUCGUCCAUCUCCUUCAGCCAGGACUCGCAACACAGAGAUGACAUCAAACCAUGCCCGAGAUGUCAGGUGCUGAUAGUGAAGAUGGAUGACGGUUCGUGCAACCACAUGACUUGUGCCGUUUGUGGGGCUGAGUUCUGUUGGCUCUGCAUGAAAGAAAUCAGUGAUCUCCAUUAUUUGAGCCCGUCGGGAUGCACGUUCUGGGGUAAAAAGCCGUGGUCGAGGAAAAAGAAGAUUCUGUGGCAGUUGGGCACAUUGGUUGGCGCUCCUGUUGGCAUAGGCCUAGUGGCCGGCAUUGCUGUACCUGCAAUCAUCAUUGGAAUACCAGUAUGGGUUGGACGCAAGCUGUACACACGCUACGAACAUGCAAACAAGCACAAAAGGAAUCUGGCGAUUAUCAGUGGAGUCACAGCUUCGGUGCUGAUCUCGCCGGUGUUGGCAGGCCUGGCGGUGGGCAUCGGAGUGCCGAUCCUGCUGUUCUACGUGUAUGGCGUGGUGCCGGUGUCGCUGUGCCGGUCGGGCGGGUGCGGCGUCUCCACCUCCAGCGCCGGCGUGCGAUUCGAGUUCGACGACGAAAACGAAAUCAUGACAGUCAUGGCCAACAAACCUAACGAUGGUGACACAGUGAGCCACCCGGGAGGCAACCCGAGCAUAGGGGAGGUGUCGCUGUCGCUGGGCAGUGGCAGUCAGCUGGGCGAGAGGGACGCCGAUCGCGAAUCCGCCAGUCUGGCCGGCCUCACCGGAAGCAUAGCUGGUGCAAACAGACUGGACGUGCAAGCAGAGGUGGCGUCGAGUCAGCGACUGAGCAUGAGCAGUGAGACGGCGUCGGCGACCACCUCGCUCUCUCUCUCCGAGGACAAGUCACUGGCCGACGAUGGAGCAGCCUCUACUCGUGCCCUCGCCGGAUCUGUCCUUAACUUCAAGAUAGACAACGGCUCACUUUCCAACUACCGCACGGCGACGGGGAGCAGCAGCACAGAGGGGGGAGGGGCUACCCCCACCCCAUGCGCAGGAGACUUGCGCAAUGAUCCACUCGAGGCAUCACUCAGCUCACUCGAGGAACUCGCCUCAGGACUCAUGCGUCGAGUGGCGAGGAGGCGCUUGCCGCUUGAUAGACAGACAAGUGAUAGCGGUGACGAGGUUGGACUGGAGAGAGUUCGAUUUGACGAUAAUGUCAGUUUCAUAGACGCCGAAAGAGGACACUGCAAAUCUACCAGAAAGCAUAAUAGCAGUACUGAGCCCAGUGCUAGUGGAGCUAAUUCAUCAAGGACUGUCUCUUCAUUACGCUCGCUGUUCUUUCAUCAGCUGGCCGAAUCGCGCUCCAAUGCCGGAAGUAAUCAGGCGGCUGACGUCAUCACUUCCGGAGCACCGGCCACUUCCGGUCUGCCCGCCAUCCUGGAACCCAGCUCGCUGUCAGCCGACGCAGUCGUCAUAUCUAUUCCGCAGGCCUGAUUCCACCCCCGCCCCGUGUCCAUCACGCUGCGUAUGCCCGCCAAACCCAAGUUGGGCUUCGGAAAUUGAAAUUUCAUCACCACUUAUUAUUACUGUAUACAUAGUGAGAUUCACUUGCAACUAUCAGCAUGGAUUGAAUGAAUGCGUCGGUGUUAUUCAUGAAACAAAUUCUAUCAGUAAAGUGAAUCUUACUAUAACAAUAUACGGGGAUGGAAUUUUCAUUCUGUGCAGCAGUGAAGCAGUGAUAUUGGGGCAGAUAAAUACGUCAGACAUUCUAUAUUACAGUUUAAGUUAAUGAAUGCUUUCUAUUCUAAAUAAUAUUAUGUCAUCAUAAACAAAAUGUCAGGACAUUUCAUAUAGGAAGUAUAUGAAUGAUUUAAUAUCAUUAUAAAUAGGACAUGAUUCUCAUUUUGUGAAGCAGUGAAGAUGACUUUAUGAUGGCAUAUGUGUCACACAUUUUUCUUCGAAAGCUGAUGAACGUUUAAAUAUCAUAUUAACAUGAUUAUAGUGCUGGGCAAAAAUACAGAACACCGUAAAUCAUUAUUCGAUUAAUGAAAGUUGAUAAAUGCUUUGAAUAUUAUUAACAAUUUUACUAUUCAAGAAAAAUUAACUUGCUUGUUGUGAAGCAGUGAACGUGAGUGAUAUUGAGGCAGAUCAUUUAAUACAUUUCAUAUUGAUGUUGAUGAACGCUAUUGAUAUUAGAACGCUAUUACAAUAUGGGACGUUAUUUUCUCAACUUCAUCACUGAAAAUUGGUCUACUUUUGUAUAGGUUUCUCCAGUCUUAUGUUGCAUGUAAUUUUGUCAAAAUUUAUAUUUAUAUUAGUAUAUUUUGUUUUCAACUAUCAAAUUAUCCUCUAUCAAACGUUUCGUCUUACGUAGUUCGUUUCGAAUUAUUUUUCUGAUAAGUUCUAUUCAUUAUUGUAGGCAACAUUUGACUUAUAAACUACCAGAAUAUUUUUCGAAUGUAUAUGCAAUGUUUUCUUAAUUGGACUCUUAUUAAAAACAGGAUAUUAUUCAAGAAUCGUUGAUCUUCUAACUAUAUCUUUAUAAUUCAGUAUCUCACCGAAUUCAUGUUAUGACUUCAUACUUUGCAGAGAAUUUAUUGUCAUAAUAUCUAUACCUGUGAUAUACUUAUAUACCUCCCCCUCCUAUAUCUCCCCAAUGCUCCCCCUCCUUAGCAAACAAUACAUGUCUAAUUAAUAUUUAAUCAAUGUCAAGCACAGAUUUCCAAACGCUUUAUCAAGACUAAUAAUAGAUAAUUAAUUGCAUGUUAAUAUUAUAUAAAAUAAAUUUAAACGCGUGAAAAUAAAAAUUCUAACGAAGUACUUCUAAUAAAUAUUAUAAAUACAACUAAGCUUUUCUUAAUGUAUCGUUGAUAUGAUUAUUGUCAAAAGACUGUGAUGUAUAUUUCUAUUGAAACUUGUAAGUUUGAGUGUAUUCAUAACAGAUCAUGCUCAGCUGUCUAUUAUCUGUAGUUCUGCAGUUAAAAAAAUGAUAUAUAACCUAUUCAACUUAAUUAUUAUACCUAUUUAUUAAUAUGUAUUUAAUUAAUAUAAAAUAUUAAAAUCACAUGUAUUGCUACAUUCAUUAUCAUCUUAUCAUUCAUGAUUCAAAUAAGCGAUACAGUCAAUUUAAAAGUUACCAUGGAGUUAAAUCAGACUAAUUAAGUUUAAUUGUAUUUGAAUUAUGAUUUACAACUGUAUUAAUGAUCAUACUCUUGCACUGUCCUAGACAAUGAAUUGAGAAAGACUAGAAAUUGCCAAAUACUAUAAUAUACUUCUAGUCUUCAAACAAUGCUGUUGAAUGUUCAUUUUAUUUUCACAUUUCUACUCAAAUUUCUACAGUUUUUAAUGUGAAGUUUUUAUUCUUAUAAUGAUACUUCCAUUUUUAUAAAUCUAUAUUAUUAUCGAUUUAUCGUGGAGUUCACUACAAAGAAGGUAGAUUAGUAGGCUAUGGCAGAUCAUUUUGUCAAAUACCGUACUGCCAUUCAUUUCAUUAAUUGAAUAACAGUCACACUUGAUUGUGUUACGUAAUUUUAUUAUUUUAUAAAUGCCAGUUCAAUGUGUGAGAGAAUAUUAUUAUAAAAGCUAAUCCUUGACAUUCAGUCUUAAGCUAAUUUAUUAUUUUCAUCAUUCUAAACAGAAAACUGUAUUUAGUACAGUUUUCAUGGUAAUUUCAUAGCAAAAUACUUGUUUUUAGAAAAAGAAUUAAAUGAUAAAUUAUAUUUCAAUGUUUUUCCUGCAUGAAGAAUGACUUUUCAUCUUUCAACAUGAAACCUUUCAACGAAAAUAAUUUAUUAUUUCGUUUUGUACUAAAAAUGUAAGGAAAGUUGUAAACCCUUAAAACGCAUGAUUUAUAUUGAUAAUGAAAGUUUUAUUUUUCUAUCAAAUAUAAAAAUUAUUAAACAUGAUAAUAAUAAUACUGUAACAAUAUUACCCAUCUUUAAUCAGUUAGGUAACAAUUGAUCGAUUCAUGACUAUUGUAGGUAAGGUAGGUACUGACCUCUUUGAUAAAAAUUAUUCGUGGGAAAAUAGAUGUCAUAUUUAAUUCAAUGUUUUGUAAAAUUUUUGGGAAUACAAAAACUGUAGACUUGAGAUAUACUUUACUUUUCUUGAAUAGGAAUAAUAAUUAAUAUCCAUGUUGCAUGAAUUUCCAUGUACAUACCAUACCCUUGAAAUAUGUUUAUGAUAAAUCAAUUUAAAAAACCGAAUAAUAAAAAACCGUUAAUUUCAAAUAAUUGAAUAUUCUAAAUAAAUUUUUAAAUUCUAAAAUUUCAGCAUUCUUAGAAACAGAAAAUUGAAUGAAUUUGAUUAACCCGAUUUGACGUUCUUUCCACAUACCUACGAGAUAAACAUUAGGUACAGUAACGUUUCUUAUGAUGAUGAGAAAUAAACUUCAAUUUCAUGUAUGCUUCAUCCAAUUUCAUAAAAAACAAUUUUUAAAUCAUAAUAAUUAUUACUGUAAUAAAUCUAAAAUUGUCAAAACAAUUUUUUUUAUUUGAAAAGAAUAAAUACAUAAAUUAUUAUUUAUGACGUUUAGAGAAUUAUAAAUUUUUCAUUGGACUCUAAAAAUACAGUGGUGGGCGCUAAUAAUAUGUUUUUAAAGUAAGUUAUUGAUUUUUCAAAUUCCAAACUGAUAAAUACUAAGUUGGAUAAUAUAGCAAUACUUUGUCGUUAUAUGCAAGAAUGACUUGUUCCUACCUUUUCUGUCCUAAAUAUUAUUUAGACUGAAUUUUAGUCGUUAUUUUCUCCACAUACGGCUCUACAAAGCAACUUUAUCGAUAAUGCCUAUCAAAUAACAUAUUUACCCUUUCCUCUACAAAUGUAUUUAUUCAUACUAGAAACAUCCUAUUUAUUGUAAUGAAUAUGACGGAGAUUUUUGUCUUUGUUUAAUUUGACAAGUCUAUUGAUGGCUAACUAGACUGUAAAUUAAGACGUUAUUGUAAUAAGCUUUAUUUUAUCUGUAAAUCGUGAUUUGAGACUUGAAUUGUUAUAAAAAUGACGACUAAUCGAAGGAGAAAGACAUUUUGACUAAGAACGCAUUACUUGUCUGUUUUUAGAUAGGUUUUCAGCUAUAAAGUUACCUAUUUUUGGACAGUUAUUAGAAUACUUGUGUUCAUUUUAGCAUUUUGCGUGUUAUUAAAAUUCAUAUUGUUAUUCAUAUAGUCGGUGUACAUCUCAUACUCUGGAAAACGAAAUGAUGUUACGAUUGUAAAAAAUUGAAUGUAAGUUUACUCAAUAUUCUGUAGAGAACGUAACUCCAAUGACUGAUUUGACCGUUUAAUAUUAUUGACUUACCUGUACAACUGGCAAAAUAGUAGUUCACAACAAUUAACAACCCAGAUAAGUUCAGUAUUUAUUCACGAAUAGUUUAUUAUUAUUUUUUAAAGAUUUCUCAAUCAAAAUUUUGAAAUAUCAUCAAAAUUGAAGAAUGGAACCAUCAAAAUCAAUUACUAUUUAUGAAAAAUUGUCAUAUUAUGUCAUGUAUUACGCUUAACCAAUAUUGAUCAAGCUAUUAAAAUUGAGAAGCUUUAUAUAUAUAAUGUUUCAAACAAAAUUUCUACUUUCAUGAAAGUCAUCUAAGCAUCCCAAUAUAAAUAAAAUUUUACUUUUUGAUUUGUGAUGAACAGCAUGUACUAUGAAUCUCACAAAAUGUAAAAGUAUGUAAGUUAUGUUUGUAAAUUAUUAUCGUUCUACAUCAUCAAUCUAAUUUUGUAAAUAUAUCAAUUGUAAUUUAUAUUUUUCCUUCAUUAAAUUUUUGAAUAGA
Messenger RNA from Nilaparvata lugens (brown planthopper), 6858 nucleotides. RefSeq names its product E3 ubiquitin-protein ligase RNF19A. Gene Ontology annotation, biological process: protein polyubiquitination; ubiquitin-dependent protein catabolic process; positive regulation of proteasomal ubiquitin-dependent protein catabolic process. The transcript has 15 exons. NCBI's taxonomy places the organism in Eukaryota, Metazoa, Arthropoda, Insecta, Hemiptera, Delphacidae. Gene Ontology annotation, cellular component: ubiquitin ligase complex; cytoplasm. The coding region runs from base 384 to 2591 and encodes 735 amino acids. Gene Ontology annotation, molecular function: ubiquitin conjugating enzyme binding; ubiquitin protein ligase activity; zinc ion binding. The record is from RefSeq and is a predicted model, not a curated record.